Messenger RNA from Chelonia mydas (Green sea turtle), 4272 nucleotides. It is a transcript of the gene HIBCH, whose product is annotated as 3-hydroxyisobutyryl-CoA hydrolase. The transcript is spliced from 14 exons. Gene Ontology annotation, cellular component: mitochondrion. Gene Ontology annotation, biological process: L-valine catabolic process. Gene Ontology annotation, molecular function: 3-hydroxyisobutyryl-CoA hydrolase activity. NCBI's taxonomy places the organism in Eukaryota, Metazoa, Chordata, Testudines, Cheloniidae. The record is from RefSeq and is a predicted model, not a curated record. The coding region runs from base 227 to 1393 and encodes 388 amino acids.
AGCAGCGGUAGGGGGCGCACUCCCCUCCGCCGAUACGUGUCCAGGCCACGCUAACGCCACAAGCCUGCACGUCACUUCCGCUUUCGGUGGCUUCCGCGGAGUGUGGUGAUUUCUUGUUUCCGGUCUGUGCCGUGGUGGCGCGGCUCGGUGACGCCCGUUGGCUGCGCCGUCCUGGCCGGCGUGUGCCGUGCGCGGGGAGGUCGCGGUUUCUCACUGCCUACUGGGGAUGGGGCCGCAUUUGGGUCUGGUGGUGAGGCAGCUCCCCAGAUUGAAGCCAUUCAACAGAUUACAAAUAAUACUACAGCACUUGAAUAUGUCCAAACACACAGAUUCUGCAGCUGAAGUGUUAUUGGAAAAGAAAGGAUGUGCUGGAGUCAUAACUAUGAAUAGACCAAAGGCUCUAAAUGCAUUAAAUCUUUCCAUGAUUCGACAGAUUUAUCCACAAUUAAAGACAUGGGAGAAAGACCCUGAAACCUUUCUAAUAAUUAUAAAGGGAACUGGAGGAAAGGCUUUCUGUGCAGGGGGUGAUAUCAGAGCUGUCACAGAUGCAGGAAAAGUUGGAGAUAGGCUAGCACAAGAUUUCUUCAGAGAAGAAUACAUCCUGAACAAUGCUGUUGGUACCUGCCAGAAGCCGUACGUGGCACUUAUUGAUGGGAUUACAAUGGGAGGUGGUGUUGGUCUGUCGGUCCAUGGACACUUUCGAGUGGCUACUGAGAAGACACUUUUUGCAAUGCCAGAGACAGCAAUAGGCCUUUUUCCUGAUGUAGGUGGAGGCUACUUCUUGCCAAGACUUUCAGGAAAGAUUGGCUAUUACCUUGCUCUUACAGGAUUUAGACUGAAAGGAAGAGAUUUGCAAAAAGCAGGAAUUGCUACACACUUUGUAGAAUCAGAAAAGCUGCCCGCACUAGAGGAAGAUUUGAUAGCACUAAAAUCUCCUUCUAAAGAAAAUGUUGCCGAUGUACUGAACUCAUAUCACAUGAAGUGCAAAAUUGAUCAAGAGAAGCAGUUUGUACUUGAUGAACAUAUGGACAAGAUUAACAGUCUGUUUUCAGCAAGCUGCAUGGAGGAAAUCAUUCAAAAUUUGAAGCAGGAUGGUUCUCCUUUUGCUCUUAAGCAGCUAGAGACAAUUAAUAAAAUGUCACCUACGUCCUUAAAAAUGACUUUGAGACAGCUUAGAGAAGGAGCUUCCAUGAACUUGCAAGAUGUAUUAACUAUGGAAUACAGACUGAGCCAGGCAUGCAUGAGUGGCCAUGACUUCUAUGAAGGUGUUCGAGCAGUGCUGAUUGACAAAGACCAAGUUCCAAAGUGGAAGCCAGCUACCUUAGAAGAAGUAACAGAUGAAUUUGUGGAAAAUUGCUUUAAGUCACUGGGAAACAGCGAUCUCAAAUUAUAAUGAUGGUGUACAAGCCUAUCAAGGUUGUAUUCAUCUGUAUAAUUCUAGAAUAGAAAAAAUUAAUAAUGAUGCAGAGACUUUGAUGAAGGAGGUAUGGUAACACUCUUGUGUCUAAUCUGCUUGAGAUGCAUAGUCCGUAGCUUUUACUGCGUCUGUAGUACCAUAAGGAGAAAACUGAAUCAGGGGAAUAAACUACUUUAAGAAAAAGCCUUUUAGUAAUUGCUAUUAUGUAAUAAAGAACAUUUGAUUUUUGGAGACAUCUGUUAGUUUAGUGGGGCGAUGCUGAGGUGGCGGCCUGGUUCAGCGAAUAAUAUAUUGGUCUGGGAGUCAGGAGAUCUGGGUAUUCCAGGGUCUAUCACUGAUCCACUACAUUGGUUCUGUGCCUCAGUUUCUCCUUUAUAAAGUGUAGAUAAAAAUAUUUAACUUCAUAAAGCACUCAGAGCUACGGGUGAAAAUGCUGUGUAUGUGUACACACACACACACACGGUCUAAGUGCUUGGUAGUGGGUAGUAUUUUCAAUAAUACCAAAGUAAACAGACAAUUCUAAUAACUUCUUGGGUUGACAACAAGAAGUUGCUAUGCUACUGAUUUAGCAUCAGGUCAGUAUUAUGACCUAGUAUUUGAUAGAACUUCAUUGUCUGGAAUGGCAAUCCAGUUUUACAGAUGAAAUUGCCAGCCAACCUAGCGUAUGAAUAAUAUUUUACAGAGCUGACCAGUGUUAACUGUAUUUUUAAUACAACUGCCAUUUACCACACUUUAGGUUAUUUUUACAGUUUAAUCUCUAUAAAGAUAACUCUGCAUAACAAGGAAUUUACCUUAACUUGAUAAAUCACUAGUGAACUUUCCCUGGUUUUGUGAUGACAGUUGAAUUCAGGGGUGGAAUAAUUGCCUCUAAGUGUGGUGAACAUUGAGGGCCAAAUUCACUGUGUCAGCAGCUGCAGCUCUGUUAACUUUAGUCAUGCACAGAUGAACUUGACAAUGCAUGUCUGCAGUUUAGCUGUACUGACCAAUAAGCAAUAAUUCUGUCACUACUUCACAGGUGUAGAAGGGUCACAUGCAGCCUAACGAAGAAGAUCUAUUGCAUGGGGGCAAGGGCAGGAUUUGUGGAGGCUAUGAAGGGGGUGCACUCCCCUAAGUGGUGCGUGCUUAGAGCAUGUGAGCAGAGGGACUGGAGAAUACAUUGCUAUAAGGAUCCUCAAGUCGAGUGGUUUUCAACCUUUUUUCAUUUACAGACCCCUACAAAAUUUCAAAUGGAGGUGUGGAGCCCUUUGGAAAACUUAGACAUAGUCUGCAGACCCCUAGGGGUCAUGGACCACAAUUGAAAACCACUGACCUAGUCCAUUCCCUCAACUAGUGGAUGUGGGGAAUGUGUGGGUAGGCUUAGAAGCCUACUCCAGUCCUUAGCCUGAAGUAUCAGCUGUAGAAUGGCUCUGCUCCUGUUGCACAUACAGGUUCUACUGAGUACUCCCCUGCUUAGCCCAGUUCCUGGGGCUGGAUGCAAAGGAAAUGAUACAAUGUAAACUAAGUGGCAGGAAAACCAAGUCUGCUGGCCAGGCCCAGUGGCUAGUGCACUUCUUGUCCGCAACGGCAACUGGAAAAAAGCUGAAGGUAAAGAUUGGAAAGACUCUAACAAAACCAUUAUUAAAAAUGACUGAAAACUGCUUUCUGGCUGCAACAUUCAUGCUCCAGAGCUCGUAUGUAAUUUUCACUUUCUUAACAAAAAGUAAAACUGGAGUUUAAGUUUCCCAUAUUUAAGAGCUUGAUUAGAAAGCCCCUGUCGGUGCUGCUAAAGCUGCAGCUAGUUUGACUAUUUCAACUUGAUAAUAGAAAAUGGGUGCAGAGGAGAAGGAAGGGGGAAAAAGGACCAGGAAACUUUUUUUAAACCAUCUAAUAAAAAACCCUCCUCAAAUGUGCAUUAAAGACAACUGUUCCGUCUCAGGCUUCUGCUCAUGUUAAUAAUGCCCUGAAGUUCCACAAAUAACAAGAGCCAAUGGAUGUAAUUAUAUCCUUAUUAUGUACAAUUAACAUUUCCACGAUUCUGUAGGUCGUACAUGGCCGCUGGUCUAUGUUCUGUUGUUCAAAAUGGAGACUGCUUUUUCUAGUUAGUUUGACAGGUUAAACUUCAGCGACUCUUUUUCCAGUUAUUUCUAUGGCAAUAGAAGAGGUCAUCACAAAUGUAAGUUUUUGACUCCUCUGAAGACUCCAGUCAAGAGGAGGAAAAUGAGCUGAAAGGGGAAGAGCUUUUAUUCAAACAAAUGUGUUCAGUAAUUGGCACCGCCAAAAUAAAAUAGAAUGACGAAGCAGAAAGAGACCGCAGAAUUGUUUACAAGGUGCUCAAAGGCGUGCAGCAAUUAGCCCUACACGGUACGUAUUUUAGGCAGCUAGUUGACCUGAAAUCUCUUGGUGCAAAUAAUUAAGGGAGAGAAAGAGAAAAGCACUGGUGUCUUGACUAUUCACUAAUAGCUCCUCUACUCAGUGGUCUCGCCUUUAAAGUGCGGUGGUAAAAUUUCAGUCCAGCUGCCAGUUAUUAAUGGUAAAAUUUUCAAAAGUGCAUGAGUACCAAGGCACUUUUGAAGCUUUUAUUCUUAAACAAAAAAAAACUUUAAAAUGAUUAUAAGCUCUGAAAUAACGAGGUAAGUUCUCAUUUAUGCAGCAGAAUUCUGUUUGUUCCAUUAUUCUUGUGCAAAAUGUAAUAGUCAUCUAUUAUGUGUUUAAUAAACGAGGCCAAGAGUUUGAGUUCCUUGAGGCGGGAAUCAUGCCUUCUCUGCUUGCAAAGUACAUAGCACACUGCUGGCACUGCAAGAUUUUAUAUGUAUAAAUUAAUAUACUCAGAACGGGAUGUAAUGUGUAUUUUAAUCAAAUAAAAACCUUACAAGCAA